AUGGAAGAAGACGGUGGGGAAAGCGUGACUCCGUUUUGGGUACAAGGCAACGCCGGCGUCCGCCGCGGCGAUGGGAUUCGCCGCCGUGUUGAGUCUGCGGUUUUCAGCUCCGGGAUCUUGGUGUUUCUUCUCGUUGUGGCUGCCGUUUUCUUCCUGGUUUUUGUUCUUCCUUGGACUGUGUCUUUUACCAGCAGCGUGUUUAGGCCGAGUAGUGUGAAGAAGAGCUGGGAUUCGGUGAAUGUGGUUCUGGUUUUUCUGGCGAUAGUGUUUGGGGUUCUUAGUAGGAGCAAGAAUGAGUUGCAGAAAUCGAAUCCGGGGACGCCGGUUUGGUAUGGUUAUAGGGACGAAGUAAAUCGGAGAUCGAAUCCGCCGGCUUUUGAUCGGUGGGUUGAGAGCUCGGAUCGGAGAUCGUUUAAUGGCGGCGGCGGCGGGGGUUUGCGGCGGACUUUUAGCUCGUACCCUGAUCUGUGUGAAAUGUCGCCGCGGUGGGUAUCCGCCGAUGAUCAGUGGCGGUUUUAUGACGAUACCCGAGUUGACGCUUCUCGAGUAUAUGAUUCCGGUCAGCUUUACCGGCGCCGGAGCUGGAGGGAAGUUGAUCGGGUUCCGGAGGCAGAAAGUAAUAAGAUUGUUUAUGUUGAUGCAGUAGUGAAGGAAGCUCCAUUACCGGCACCUUCAUCUCCUCCGCCGCCGCCGCCGCCGGCGGCGGAGGCGGCGGCACCAGAACCCGUAUAUGAAGAUAAGGAGAAGGUAACAUAUGAGAGUCUUGAACCCAAAAGGAAGACUAGAACACGCAAGAAGAGGGAUCACGAUGUUGAGUCAAAGAAACCUGUAACGCCACCGGCACCUGCAGCAUCUCCGCCGCCGCCGCCGCCUCCUCCGCCGUUGCCGCACUAUGUGGAGCCAAAGAGCAGUAAAAGUGAACGGAAGAGAAAUAGUAGCAGUAGGACUAAGGGGUUCAUUAUAAGCUCUCUGUAUCACAAAAGGAAGAGAAAACAUAGAUCACAAAGCGUAGACAAUUUGGAUGCUCUCCUUCAUACAUCACAGCCUCCUCCUCUGCAUUUCCAGUUUCCUCCGCCGUCUCCGCCACCACCUCCGCCGCCGCCGCCUCCACCACCCUCUGUUUUCCACAAUUUGUUUUCUUCCAAGAAAACCAAACGAAAGAAAAAUGCCACCCCAACUCCAUCUGUCCCACCUCCACCACCCCCGCCGCCGCCGACCACCGCCAAUCCACGGCGCACAUCAAGGCCCAACGCCGGAUCUCCAACAGUCAGCAGGCAUAGAGCGGCACCAGGGAACGAGAAACGCAACACCGGAGGAGAGUCGCCCUUGAUCCCAAUCCCGCCGCCGCCGCCUCCGCCGCCAUUCUUCAAAAAGUCGGCGUGGAAGUUCGUCGUGCAAGGUGACUACGUGAGGAUAGACAGCCUAGAAAGCUCGCGCUCCGGGUCGCCGGACCCUGAAGAGUUGGACUCCGAUGUCACCCCGACGGCAGCGGAGAGCGGCGGUGAGCGUACGCCGUUUCCACCGUCGCCAUUGUUCUGCCCCAGCCCGGACGUGAACACCAAAGCUGAAAACUUCAUCUCAAAGUUCAGAGCUGGGCUGAAGCUGGAGAAGAUGAACUCCAUGAAAAAACAAGGUUUGGGCUUGUCCAAUCUAGGCCCAUCUUCAGAACUUAGUUAA
Molecule: messenger RNA, 1677 nt
Organism: Ipomoea nil (Japanese morning glory)
Lineage: Eukaryota; Viridiplantae; Streptophyta; Magnoliopsida; Solanales; Convolvulaceae
Product: leucine-rich repeat extensin-like protein 3
Exons: 1
Coding region: 1-1677 (558 amino acids)
Source: RefSeq, a predicted model, not a curated record